Betta splendens (Siamese fighting fish) is the source of this 4255-nucleotide messenger RNA. It is a transcript of the gene nfatc1, whose product is annotated as nuclear factor of activated T cells 1. The record is from RefSeq and is a predicted model, not a curated record. Gene Ontology annotation, molecular function: RNA polymerase II cis-regulatory region sequence-specific DNA binding; transcription factor binding; DNA-binding transcription factor activity, RNA polymerase II-specific. NCBI's taxonomy places the organism in Eukaryota, Metazoa, Chordata, Actinopteri, Anabantiformes, Osphronemidae. The transcript has 10 exons. Gene Ontology annotation, cellular component: transcription regulator complex. The coding region runs from base 408 to 2987 and encodes 859 amino acids. Gene Ontology annotation, biological process: calcineurin-NFAT signaling cascade; cytokine production; regulation of transcription by RNA polymerase II.
CGUCAGAGGCGCGAGAGGCGGCGCCGCGCGCCGAGGUGAUCCCCGGCUUUAAAAGCGCGGCAGCGCGCGCCGGAGCAGUGCGUCACCGCGACCCAGCGCAGCCAGGAUCCCCUCGACGCAGACGCACGAAGCCCCAAACGGCGACCGAAACAGCGGCUCGCGCACGACACGUCUGCACCAGUCACGAGCCUUUCCCACGUGCUGUGAUCUUUGUUUUCGCCUUUGAACUGACGGCUUUUUUGGACUUUUGCGCCCUCUCGUCCCCGUUGUUUGCCGCGGGACACGGCGAGGACGGAUCCGGAUCCGGAGCAACAGCUGGGGAAUGCCAGAAACCGCGCUUUAUGGAUAAGGAGUCGCGCUCGUCCGUUCGCAGAGUUUGAUUCACUUUCUCCCGCGCCCUGAACAACAUGAAGUCCGCCGAAGAGGAAGCAUAUGGCUACACUCCAAACAUUAGCCUGUCCCUCCCACUGGGCAACCCCUGCCUCCCCGCCCAGUACCACAGCCUCCAGUCCAGCCCCGCCAUCUCCGUCUCCGUGCCCGAGCCUCACGGCUACGACGCCCAGGACGAGGCGCGGGCGUCCGGCUUCUACUCGUCCUCGGGCGUCCGCCCCAACGGAGCGCCGGCGCUGGAGAGCCCUCGCAUCGAGAUCACGGCCUACGGGCAGUUCCCCGAGGACGCGGUGGAGGAGAGCGGCCUCCCUGUCGCCAAGCGGGUCAACUCCAUCGUGACGCUGACCCUCCCCAGCGCCGACGGCUACCGCGACCCCAGCUGCCUGAGUCCGGCCAGCAGCGUCUCGUCCCGCAGCUGCCAGUCGGACGCCUCGUCCUACGAGUCCAACUUCUCCUACAACUACGACAACUCGCCCCAGAACUCCCCCUGGCAGUCCCCCUCCGUGUCGCCCAAGGGCUCCACCCUCGCGCUGCCCGGCGACGGCUGCGCCGCGGGGGGCUCCCCCCGCCACUCGCCCUCCACGUCCCCCCGCGCCAGCGUCACGGACGACGGCUGGGCCGGCCCGCGCGGCUCCAGGCCCGGCUCCCCCUGCGGCGCCAAGAGGAAGUACAGCUUCAACGGCAGCGGGCAGCACAAGCACUACCCCUACUCCCCGAACCCGUCCCCCGGGCCGUCCCCGCACACCUCUCCCCGACUCAGCGUCACCGAGGAGACCUGGCUGCCGAACACCAACCAGUACACCAACUCCGCCAUCCUGGCGGCCAUCAACGCCCUGACCACGGACGGCGUGGUCGACCUCGGCGAGGCCAUUCCCAUGAAGGCGCGUAAGACCAGCCUGGAGCACAGCCCCACGGUGAGCCUGAAGGUGGAGCCUGUGGGCGAGGAGCUGGCGGCCCAGCUGUGCGAGGACGAGCACCCGUCCAACCGCCUGUCGCUCAAGAAGGAGGGCUUCUGCGGCGGGUUCCUGGACGUGCCCCAGCACCCGUACUCCUGGCCCAAACCGAAGCAGUACAUGAGCCCGACGCUGCCGGCGCUGGACUGGCAGCUGCCGUCCAGCUCGGGGCCGUACAGCCUGCAGAUCGACGUGCAGCCCAAGUCCCACCACCGGGCCCACUACGAGACGGAGGGUAGCCGGGGGGCCGUGAAGGCGCUGGCAGGAGGGCACCCGGUGGUUCAGCUUCACGGCUACAUGGAGAGCGAGCCUCUGACCCUCCAGCUGUUCAUCGGCACCGCCGACGACCGGCUGCUGCGGCCCCACGCCUUCUACCAGGUCCACCGCAUCACCGGCAAGACGGUGUCCACGCCGAGCCACGAGGCGCUGCACAACAACACCAAGGUGCUGGAGAUCCCGCUGCUGCCGGAGAACAACAUGCGGGCCAUCAUCGACUGUGCCGGCAUCCUGAAGCUGCGCAAUUCAGACAUCGAGCUGCGAAAGGGGGAGACGGACAUCGGACGGAAGAACACGCGCGUGCGGAUGGUGUUCAGGGUUCACAUCAACCAGGCCACGGGAAGGAGCGUGUCCCUGCAGGUCGCAUCCAACCCCAUCGAGUGCUCCCAGAGAUCGGCCCAGGAGCUGCCGCUGGUGGACCGGCAGAGCCUGGAGGCGUGUCCGGCCCCCGGGGGCGAGAAGAUGCUGCUGGACGGGCACAACUUCCAGCACGACUCCAAGGUGGUGUUUGUGGAGAAGGCUCAAGACGGUCACCACCUUUGGGAGACUGAGGCCAAGGUCGAGAGAAGCGCUUCAAAGCCCAACUCCCUCCUGGUGGAAAUCCCUCCCUAUCGGAACCAGCGACUCUCCGCUCCCGUCCGCGUCAACUUCUACGUGUGCAACGGGAAGAGGAAGCGGAGCCAGUAUCAGCGCUUCACCUACGUCCCUGCGAGCGUUCCUACAAUAAAGACGGAGCCGCACGACGACUACGACGCGCCCCUCAUGUGCUCUGAGCACGGCGCCGCCUUGUCCCUGCACCCCAAGCCAUACUUCCCCCCGCAGGUCGUGACCCCGCCCAUGACCUCUGACCUCAGGCCGUGCGUGGCCUUCCCCGUCAGCCAGCAGAGACUGGCCUCCAGGCCGUCCUCGCUGCCCUCCUCCUCCUCCCCGAGCACCAGCCCCAAACUGCACGACCUGUCGCCGCCGCCGCCGUUCCCCAAGUGCCUCCCCGCCGCCCCCCACCACGGCGCCCCCGCCCCCCACGUCUCCAUCAUCCAGGAGACGCCCGGGCGCUACCAGCAGCCCGGCCUCUACCAGCCGGGCAGCUCGUCCUCCUCCCCGACCUCGCAGCCCCCCACCCCCACCGACGCCCCCUUCUCCCCGGCCCACUGCAUGGCGCCGGCCCAGCCGGGCGGCGCCGGCAGCCCGGGGGCCCAGCCGCAGCCCAAGGCCGCAGACAGAGGGUCCCUGCAGGAGGACGGCAGCCCCCCAGCGCUGGCCGUCAGCAUCAAACAGGAGCCGCAGGAGCUGGACCAGAUCUACCUGGACGACGUCAAUGAGAUCAUCAGGAACGACCUGUCGAGCAUCUCCGUCCACAGCAGCGCGUAGUUCCAGCAACGAACCAAAGGGAAACAAACAGAAGUGACUCUGAGCUGCGUGUGCCUGGACUGUGGUGGGCGACACUCAGCCGAACCAGAAGCCAGGAGAACAAAUGUAAUGUAUCGUCCUGACCAGGGUCCAACGUGUGCCUUGUUUUCCAUGUGUAUUGCCUUUAUAAUGAAACGAUCGGAGGAAGAAACCACAGCAGACUUUUCUAAGACGUCCAAAUUGACUAUGUAGCAUCCAAACCGACAGCACGUCUGCUUUUACAGGACCAACACUUGUCUCAUGUUUUUUGCUACAGUCUGUAAAUGAUUCAGUGCCUAGGAAUUAUUCUGUCAUUUGUAUAUACAGCAUACGUUCUGCUUCAUUUUGCAUAUCUGGCUUCACAGAGACGGUUUAAGAGACAAGUGCCUUUGACUGGAAACGGGAAGAUGAAGUUUGACUUUGCAGCCGUGAUUUUAAGAUGUUUUGGAAACGUGACUUUCUGAAUAGUGAUUUCUGUGGCUCCAGUGAUUGAUGGGAUGAAAUAGAAACACUUGUGCUCAUGAACCUCUUCACAAAGUGACUGAAGCCUGUGAUGUGUUUGAUCGUCAUACUCACCAAAAGCUACUGGUCACAGCAGAACAAAUAAGUUUGUGAGUUGCUAAAAUAUUUUCUGUAUUUACAGCCAACAAUAAGCAUUUAACCAUUAAAGUGGGAUUUAUUGUUUUUAUAUUAGUUACACUCAGUGGACACAAUAAUAAAAUGUGCGAGUCGCUGACUUGAAAGCACCACAAACGUUGUUUUCUACAGUGGAACUAGUUGAACUAGACGCUCAUUGAAGGAAACUCAUCUCAGAUUUGACGAAGCUCGACUUCGACUCCUCCCUGGAAGCUAUGCAACGGCAGGAAGCAGUAGUGUCUCAGCAGAACGUCAACGACCAGUGUUAUAACUGAGGACGCGCGACUCCAAAGACUUACAGCAAUACCAAUAUUCAGCCACGCUUUCAUGUUGGUCUCAAACGUCCCUAUUUAUUCUCUUAGCAUGUGCUCAGUUUAUCCAUGUGUAUCUUACUGCUUCUUUUACACGUUAACCACCGUCCCGUGGGCCACGUACCGCUCGGCUCACGUAGUGGCUGUUGGUUUUGUAUUUAUGAGUCUUAAUCCAUGUUACUGAAGGGCAUGAAGGAAGCCAUAUUGAAAUGUUUACCCUAGAUGUUUGUGUUAAUCUGCCACUCAUAAUUCUGCUUUGUGAUCUUUUUCUGUGUAUUUGUCAAUAAAUAAGCCUUCAUCUCU